Messenger RNA from Zootermopsis nevadensis, 8540 nucleotides. NCBI's taxonomy places the organism in Eukaryota, Metazoa, Arthropoda, Insecta, Blattodea, Termopsidae. The record is from RefSeq and is a predicted model, not a curated record.
CCGUAGUAAACCGACGUUUCGGGAACUCCGUCCCCAACAUCAGGGUUCUGAUGUGAGUGGAUUUUAUUCGCAGCGAAAGUCUAAUAUCAUAAAUAAUUAAAAUGUUACUAAAAUUUUGUAAAAAAAAAAACUCAGUGUAGAAACUAGUCUGCCUUUGUGAUGAUGGUAAUGGGGUGGAAAAUAAAAUAAAAUGUGUCUGAAGUGGCCACAGGAGGCGAGAGGGUACAAGGUGUUCUGGUCGACAUAACAGGUGGUCCAAGUCUUUACUGCGCAGGUCCCGGUAUAACUUUAUAGAAUAAAUGAUACUGGUACUAAAACCAUUAUUCGGCAAUAUUAAUUCGUGUUCAGGUUUUUGAUGAGCUGUGAACCGUAAGAAUAUUGUAAGAUCUCAGCAUUUUCCGAGCUGAACGAGAGUAAAAGACUUAGUGUCACAAGAAAUACGUAUUAAAACUCGCUAAUUAAAAAAAAAAAUGUGGUCCCAUAACGGCUUAGUAACCAACAUCGGCUCUGAAAUCGUCCUGGCGUCGAUAAAUUCUAUUCUCAUCGCCCUGAUGAUGGAAUCAGCAAUGACCUCCGAAACGUCGGUAAACUUCUACCAGACGUGAUCGCCAUUUUGUAUUUCUGUAUGCAACAGAACUGGAAGGAGAGGACAAAAUUGACGUCAUCGGUACCGGGAAAUACAGACGCGCAUAACUUAAGUUAAAAUAAAUUAAAUCCAAAUUUAAUCCAAAAAAUUUCGUAAGGAUUCACUACCGGAUUCUUGUCAUCUUGUAUGUUGACAUUCUUUGCUGUCAGUGUCAUUUUAUUAAUGACUGAUACGGAGAACGGAACUGUCUAAAAACUUAUUUCUACGUCGCAGCGUCGAGACCAGCUCUGGGGCCCACUCAGCCUCGUGGAUGUUUCCCUCAAACAUGCGCGCCAAAGGUGCGCCGCGAACGUAUUAUGACCGCAGUUCCAUAGUCUGCCACCAGAGGAGACUAGUGAGUGCCGUGUUGUCGUUUCACCUGCGUCGCUCCCAUAGCAACGGGGCCUGGCAAUCGACAUUUCGACGGUUCUCUCGUUUUUGUAGCGAAAACCUCGACACUCGCUGAAGAGGAUGUUAGAAACUUGCGCGCUGGCAUUAAGUCUGGCCAACGGAAGAGCCCUGCCAUGAUGGGGCUCCAAGUUACUGCAAGCAAACGUAAACUCGAGGACGACGGUAAAGGACAGCAGGUUCUGCAGCCGGCCAAAGUUGGCCGCACUGGAGAGACCGUACGGGAAGCCGCGGUGGAUGCGGCCCCAACGCCCGACCUGGACGUCUGGAGGGUGGACAGCACCAGCUCCGUCCUGGCAUCCACUCUGCUGGGAAAUUCUUCUGAGGCCGAUCUCAUCGAGGACGAAGACGACGACGAGGACGAAGAUGACGAUGAUGAUGAAGAAGAAGAUGAAGAUGAUGAUGAGGAUAAAGGAGGAAAGUACUUGCCUGCAGGACGAGGUUAUCAUUGUGUUCGCUAUAGUGGUGACAGUACAGAAGUGGGAUCGGGGUGUUACUCUCAUGCAGUAGAACUUAAGCCGAUGGGUUAUUAUGGAACAACUGAAGAUCAAGGAGGAUAUUCUUCUGGUAGUAGUUCGCCAGGACAGUACGGCUCCAGGCAGCAGCACUAUCAGUCGCGGAGCGUCUCGCAGUAUUGGGGACCGCAGGGUGCCAGCGAGUACUACGGCCAAGACCCAAGUUCCCAGCAGACAAUUCGUUGCGACGAGAAUGGAAAGUCAUACCUGGACCUUGGUAGUUCAAGUGCGAGGUAUGUGAGUGGUGCUAAUAGUAGUAGGAGUAGUAACGCAAGCAGUGCGAGUGGUCGUCACAGCGUAGCGUCAAACUCAAAGUGCUGCGAUGGCAGUCGGACUAACUGGUGUAACCAGGGACCGAACACGGCGUGCUAUAGGCAGAGGCGACUCGCGGUCCUCAACAUCUCCAUGUGCAAGCUGGGUAGGUACAGACAGUUUCCUGACCCCAGCCUCCACCGAUCUGUGCUCAUCUGCAACACGCUGAGGUACAUCGAACGUGAGAUGGAGCAGGAAGGAUUCUUCUUCAACAACGCCACAGGCACGGUUCAGGCACCCGUGCCACCACCGCCCUCCCCAACACCUCAUCCAGCAGUGGAUCCAGACCCCAGCUACCAUCAUCCUCAGUUCCCUGAAGUGCCUGCUGCCAACAUGAACUAUUCUGCACCCAAUGCAGCGUACCGUUCUCUGAAUCCCUGCCCUGAAAUUGUCCCUCAGUACGAGCAGAACUUGAGGGAGCUUUCGACGUCAGGACGGGCAACUCCGUUUCCCAGCCCCGUUCAUCCGAGCUAUGAAACUGAUUCUGGAGUAGGGGAUGAAGAGUCAGGACGAGGCAUUAACUGGGGUUCUGUCCUUAGCCUGUCGAGUCAGUCAGACCUUGACCCUCUCAACAACAACGAGUUGUAUCCUUCAUCCCCUUCGCAAUCCUCGUCGUCGUCGUCAUCCUCAUUGCCGGGGCUAGGUCCGAAUGAUUAUUCUGGCUCUCUUGGACUACUGGGGGACAUGGACCUAGGUCAUGAGUUUGAUGACUUCCUUCCAAGUUGGAAAUUGACACCGCUGAGUGCCGACGACAUCCUCAAGUCCGUCCCUUCCUCCGAGUUUUCAGGACGGCAAGGCGAAGGAGAGCUUGACAGCAUCAUGCAUGUGCUGGUUGGAACGUAAUGAGAAAGUUCAGGACAGGCGGCGAGGACUUCACAUGUUGCCUGUCUUGACUUCUCUCGUCAGUGACGGUCGCGUGCGAUCUGUCCAAGAAGACGUUGGCCACCGACAUCAUCGAGGUUACCGGUUGGUUGUUUUGCUUAUUGAUCUUAAUGUGCUCAGGUUGUGAAGGGCUGUCUGAAGGCGGAGAACGCGCGCGAAUCUUAAAUCCGACUUGACAGUCCGUGGUCCUUCGUAGAAGAGUCGAACUGAAAGUUAUUACUUAGUCCGAGACCAUAUGGUGGAUAUUUUAAAUAUUGUAUGAAACUUGUUCUUCGCAAAAAUAAUGCUGCAGUGAUUGCUUUGCACGAGCAGGACAUGGUGUCAUUGAAAGGAGCCACAGGAAUUGCAAUUUAGACGUAGUAUUUUUUUAAUUAGUAUUGGGAUGUACUAAUGGUUCAUUGCUGUUAUUUUGGAUUCUUAGUAGGCCUACAAGAAAUUCUAGCAUGCUGCUGCACAUUUACUUCAACGUAGUAACUAGUUCUCAAAACAUCACAUCCAUCGUAAGAUUCGAGGUUUUCACGGCGGUGAGUAUGAAGAUUUAUGUCUUCUGGGCUGUUGCGCCGUGUAGUCUGGUCGAUGUUAACCAACGUUUCAUCGCCCUGAUGACGGAGGCAGUAUGACCUCCGAAACGCUGGUAAACAUCGACCAGACUACACGGCGCAACAGCCCAGAAGGCAGAAAUCUUCAUCGUAUCCAUAGUCAGGUCCAUAUUUCAUUGCUGAAUCAAAGUCAGUUGCAUUCACAUGUUCUCUAAAGUUUUCAGUGCGUCGUACUGCUCAAAUCAUUGCUAAGCAUGCUCAAUGACUUUAUUAUUAUUAUUUUAUAAUAUUAUUACUGAAUUUUUAAGGGCUUGAAAUAAAGUUGUCCUACGUUGCCAUGGAUAUUUUUAAGCGACUGUUGCCAUAUAUGAUUUUGAUCUUAUAAUAAUUGCAGUCAUUACAUUCUUUCCCCUUGCUGUAUAAUUACAUCAGCAAUUUUUAAAAAAAUCAAAGGAUAUAUUUUUGACGAUACAUAAGGUGCACCAAGAGAUUUCACUGUUGAUUUCUGGUAUUGUUCAAGUGAUGUCUUCUUGAAAGUGCGCAGAAUGGCAACUUUACCAAGUGCUCAUGUAGUUGUUGCUAGUGUGUACAAGGGUUUUAUUCCUUGCCGUGAAGUAGGCCUUGAGCCCACUGCGAGUGGCGUUGUGAAACCCCAAGUGACAAAUCGUGUCCAUUUGUACAUAACUCGUUGAACAUUUCAUACUGUUCAGGACAUACAACUUUCCUUUUUCUGGAGUGUUCAUCUGUGUAAUCAUUUUGGUCCAGUAUGUAGACGUGCCAUAAAUUUAUAGUCGCACGUACCGGUCGCAGUUUUGUACUUGUAUUUAAUUCUUAACUAAGAAGUUAAAUUAGUCCUUCGUAAAUGACAGCAUUUUCCCAGAACAUGAAAAAAAGUAUUUAUUAUAUAUUGUGGCAUCUUCACGUACAAAUUAAUCUAUUACGACGUGCUAAAAGUAUACUAAGCACAUUAGGAAUAAUAUAUAUUAUCAUUUACUGAGUUCAAAGCAAUUCUGAUGUAGAUCAGACCAAUUUUAAGUCGCACAGAAGUGGGUAUCAGUUACUGUUAUUUGGCCGAGCACGGAGUGACUUUUUCCUUCGUAGGGCUAGCGAUUUAAGAUUGACAUCUUCUGGGAUGUUGCACCGUGUAGGAAUUUACUGACAUCUCAGAGGUGCUUGCUGCCUCCAUAAUCAGGGCGAUACAGCAAGCACCUCUGAAACAUUGGUAAAGUUCUACCAGACUACAUUGCACAAUAUUCCAGAAGACUGGCAUCUUUAUGUUUAUUGCCAUGAGAACCUGCAAUCUCGCCAUGUAAAUGAUUGUUUUCAUCAGUAUUUGGGGACGUGAGGGAAGAAUUCAAGGAUGCGCAGUUUGUCGACUUCCGUCGCUUGGCAACGAAUCUUUAAGUCGUGAAGAGGCCACGUGCUUCCUUCAGAUUAAUUUAUUUUUUUUGUAAACUGACUACUGAUGUGUUUGAAUUUUUUUUUCAUAUGAGGGAAAAUUCAUACUUAUGUGAAAAUAUUACAUCCGAUGAACGUCUCUUGGCGCAGUAAUAUGAUGAAACUAAUGGUUACAAUUUCGACACGGCUUGCCACCACCAAGUUUUCUCAAAAUAACACAAAUUUACAUUCUCUUCCUGCUGUACUCCAGAAUAAUAAUGGAAACAUAUUUUCAGAAUUGUAUAUUUAAGUGCUUUUUCACUGAAAUAGGUAAAUGUCAUGAUCUCAACGUAUGACUUAUAUUUUUUAAUUGAAAUAGGUUGGUUACCUCUUUCCUGACACCAGAAUGAGAUUCAUUACGUUUAACAAUAUUGCAAAUAGUGGAUUACGACAUUCGACGUAUCUGUAAUGUUUUAAUUAUCCGACUAAAUUUAUCGGUAUGCAGUACAUAAAUAAUAUCUCUGAAUAACCUCGGCGUUUCAGUCGUAACAGAUCAAUUCUACCACAAUACUGUGAUGAAGGAACACCUGGAGUGUUAUAUAUUUUUCAAAUAAAUGACGAGUUAUUUGUGAUUUCUUGUUUUCCCAUAGCUUCUUCAUUAACGUGAUUAAGAAUAGGCUACGAGAUGGCAGUCAGUGAAGUUGGUUGAUAACGUGGAGGAAGGCAUCUGUUAUGAGAUCGUAAACUUCUCGGGGAAGGUACGAGAUUCUUGUAGGCUUAAAUUUAAAUUGUUCUAAACAGUAUGAAAUCUUCGCCCACCUGAAGGUUCAACAGAGAAGGUAUGGGAUUCUUACAGUCUUGAAUCUAAAGUGAAAACAAGAAGUUUUGUUUAGAACUCUGCGUGGAUGCGUGUGUGCGCACGCAUGAGAGAGAUGUAAUCAGCCUAAUUACACAUCUUUAGGCAGACGUCCCAGCCCGUUCGUCUAUCUGCUGAGCCUUCAGUGUAUAUAAUACUCGCUGUGAAGUGAGUAGAUGUAAAGUAGGUAUUUUGUAAAAUAAACAAGAGGUAUUCCUUUAUAUUAUGGUUUUGAUAGCCACAAGGACAUUACUUAAAAUUGAUACUCUGUCCCCUGGAUCUCCCACUGUAAAUAACAUAUAUGAAGGGAUUGUAUAAUGUACAUAGUAAGAAAAAUCAUAUAUAUCUAUAUAAAUAUAUUUUGAAAUCAUUCAGGAGGAAGCUUCCCAAUAAAUAUAAUAAUUAUAUAACAAUAUUAAUAUUUUGAUUAUCAUACAAAGUCUAGUCCGAUAAUGUUCCACUGAGGGUGGCCAUUGUGGUUGAUUCAGGAAACUUACGUUGUCAUCAAUGCUACAAGUGUCCUUUUGGCUGUCACUUAAUGAAUCAUAGAGUAUUAAAUAUUAUAUAUUAUAAUUAAAAAAUGUCACAAUUUUACAAGUAGCUGAUCUGUGUAGCUCAGGAUACCAUUAUGAAUGUUUCACGAUGUGUCGGCCACAAGCUGUGCUUCACUGCAGACCAGUCUGCUUCUCCAGCAAAAUAGAAAAUUAAUCGCCACACAGGUAGUCGAGCGGGCACAUAUGAUACAGUAUGAAAUAUCUUCGUGGGACUUGGAGUAAUCAUUUACAAAUAGCUUAAUUUUUAUGUGAUCUCAAACCUUGUUCCAUUUUUACAUUCAGGCAAAGAAAAGAAGAGACAGAUUACGUGUCGAAACAUUAUGAUCCUGUCUCUUAAGCGGCCCAUCCACAUACGAGUCUUUCUCGGCGAGCUCGACUCGUGAGCCGGGCUCGGAUAUAUUUCACCACGCACGCGUGGCAGACUCGGCUCGUGACACCCCACCCACAGACGAGUCUGGCUCGAUGGAACCCAAGCCGAGUCGGACUCAUACGUGGACGGGCCGCUUUAAACUAAGCUCUGAGAUGGCCAAAGUAAUUGGUUGUGAUAUUCACUGGAGAAAAGACAUGGUCAAUGCAGCAUUGCCAGUGACCUCUGCUGGACAAUUUGAAAAUUAUUGUGCUGUGAUAUUAUGUACAAUUCUGUUACAUCUAACACAUUGGCUGCUAAUGUUAGUUAAUAUGUAAAAAAAAAAUAAAACUCUGUAACCGUAUAAGAGUAAGUGAUGAGAAUGCAAUGAGUAUAGUCCACAUCCAACUCAAAUUGUUAACAAUAUUUCAGAUGAACGAAAACUCUCGGAUUAUAAUUGCUGUCAGUGCUUAAUUGGUUCGUUAUCUUCCAAACUGUCAUCUGUACUUCACAGCUGUUGUGAAAAAUCUGGUCUUGCGCGAAUGAAAUGCCAUUUAUCAUUGAUGUACGCGGUAGGCCGUAUUCUAAAUGGUACGAAGUUAAACAACAUAACAUGCUACCAGUUUUAUUUGAUCAGUAUUGCUUCAAGGUGUUGACGAGUCUUAAAAAUUCAUCAAACCAUUAAACUAUUAUCCCUGUAAAUCUGUCAGAAAUGAAAUUGGACAGAUUUCAUUGGCUGCCAUUUUGCAGAUUUAACAAAUAAAAUGAAGUUGCGUGAUUGAUGAAGGAAUGGAACCCUGUGUUACAAUGUUGUACAUCAUCAAACAUCUACAGUACUUUUUGCUAUACAUGUGAUGUCUAGGCAAAUCUAGUAAUUACUAUUUCCUAUGUGUGAAAUUCGUGACCAAACUGCGUUUGAUAUUUUUUUCAAUUGCAAUUUGGUCAUGCUGAUGCCACACCUGACCAGAUUCAAAUUAUGGAACAAUAAUGUACAAUCAUUAGUGCUAAUGUAUGGGGAAAAAAUUGUUAUUUUCAUGUCCUUUUUAUAUUGAAAAGCUAAAAAUGAACUGGUUAAAGUUGAUCGAUUUUUAUAUCGUGACCAAUCUUGUUGAGGCUGCUUGAAAAAUCGUAUAGAAAUAAAUAAUAAAUUAAAAGUUUUUAGCUGUUUUUUUGAAGCAUUAAAAUCUGAUGAUUUGCCGAAGUACAACUGUGUCAUACACGUGGACGAACACCAAAUGUUUCAGAAGCACGGAGUAAUUCUUCAGCCUCAACGGAAAUGUCACAUAAGCUGCCCUGGCCUAUCUGUUUGUUGUGUUUCUGAAUACCCUUUCUAUUAAUGGUAUCCUGGUUAAGGGUCAUCCUGUUCUUGAAAUUAACUUGUUGAAAUUCGUGUUGGCAAUCUUUACAUGUCAGGGAUGCAAACAACGAGCACUUACAUUUUCUUAUUUUAUCAUGUGACAUCAUCCAGUUAUGAUAAAAUUUAAAUUUGCAUUACUUACACUCUUGAGUUUGUAAGCGGUUACGAGAUGGCGGCCCUUCGUGGCAUGUGGGAAACGUGCGCACGCCUCGUCAUAGCUUAUUUAUUAAUAUAUGCACGCGUGUAGUUUGUGCUCAGAUAAGAGAGACUGGACAUUAGUUAAAAAUAAAUAACUUUUUUAAAACUUUUGCAUUGUGAAUUAUUGCAGUGCUCGCCUGACCACCAAGAUUUUUAAGGGCCCAUAAAUCCAAACAUUUAGUUUGCAUUCCUGAUUUGUCAUUUAAUUAAUUCACGGUUAAAUAUUUUCUAGAAUAGAACUGCUGGUGCUUUCAGCUAAAAUUUGAUCCGAAAUUAUAUAAAUCUGAUCUUUUUUCCACUCAAGUGUAGAUUCCAAUGACAGGAUGUGAAAGAAACAAUGGCAUUAAUGUACAAAAACGUUUGUAUAUUUUCAAAGCCAAAGAUAUUUUAUUGGAUUAGGGAGAGCGGCAACUAACGUAAAUGAUACUGUGCUUUAUAAUAAUAAUAAUUAAUAGUUUAUAUUGAACUAGGUAGAUGUAUUUAUUCAAACACUGUGAAUAGAUACAUAUUACGUCCUUGUACAGAACCAGAAACAAAAGCAAUGAGCAAUAAACAAUGGUUUCCAAAAUAA